AUGACCGUCGCAAACGACGAACUCAUUGCCUCCAACGUAUCCGUCGAACAGUGUAAACGCGCUGUUGAUGCCCUCCUCAAGCAUGUCCACGCCUACGAGAAAAAGCGGGAAGAACACGAACUGAUACCCGGCAAGGAGCAGAACGUAUGGCUUCAGAUCACGGUCAAGCAAAUGCAACCGGAGAAGAAGCUUAAACCGGUCAAGAUACCCCUCAAACACCCCCUCGUCGACCCGCGCACAACGAACAUCUGUCUCAUCGUCAAGGAUCCCCAGCGCGAAUACAAGGACUUAUUGGCAACGCACAACAUCAAGUUCAUCUCUCGUGUCGUUGGAAUCGAAAAGCUCAAGGGCAAGUUCAAGCCUUUCGAGGCCAGGCGGUUAUUGCUGCAGGAGAACGGGCUUUUCCUCGCAGAUGAGCGAGUCAUACCUCUACUCCCGAAGCUUCUGGGCGGGAUGUUCUUUAAGGCGAAGAAGCAGCCAAUUCCCGUGUGCAUGACACGGAAAGACCUAAAAGGCGAAUUGGAACGCGCGGUAUCGUCUACGUAUAUGCACCCAAACCAGGGAACAUGUCUUUCGGUUAAGGUUGGCUUGGCGUCUCAGACACAAGCUCAGAUCAUGGCGAACAUACAACUCGCGCUCCCGGCGAUAGUCAAGCACAUCAAGGGCGAAUGGGAAAAUAUUCAAAGCGUUCUCGUGAAGACGAACCAAAGCGCGGCUCUGCCUGUCUGGACCUGCAAUCUCGAGGACCGAUGGUUAGGAGGCGUUGCGAAGAAGCCUGAGGUUGAGAGCUCCUCGGAGGGCGAGGCGGAGAAUACUGAUGAGGAUGGGGACGGGGAUGAGGACGAGGAAAUGGAGGAAGCGCCGCCAUCUCCCCCGAAAGGCAAGGAGAAAGGCAAAAAGCGGGCCCUGGAGUCAGAUAGCGAUGGGGCGACCAAGAAGAAGGCCAAGAAGGCGAUAUCAUCGGCGUCUACUCCAUCAUCUACGACUACCGCCACAGAGCCUCCAGUGUCCUCUGCCAAGCCUAAAUCCAAGAAGUCGACCAUCACCGCCACCUCAGAUGGUGCGGCACCGGCAACGAAAUCCGCCAGCGCCUCAUCCUCAAAAUCGUCCGCGAAGGUCGCAACUGCCAAAUCCUCUCAUGACUCAGCGUUCAAGAAGACGAGCAAGUCCGCGGUGUCUGAUGUUGCAUCUAAAUCCUCCAGCGAGGCGGCACCCAAGAAGGCUAAGAAGGUCGUCAUCUCCGAUGCUGACGAGGCCUCGUCCUCGCCGCCGAAAUCGAAGAGUCCUCGUGCCCUUGCGGCGGAUCUCUUCGACGACGAAGAGUCAUCUUCUGCGACAAAGGCGGAGCCUACUCGCGAAGGCAAGGCUAAGCAGAAGCAGAAGGCUACCACCGGUCCCGACUCCACAUCUGCAACGACGAAGACCAACAAAUUGGCAUCACAGUCGGAAAAGCCUGCAAAGGCGGCGAAGGGGGCGAUUACUCCGGCCGUUUCUAGUACCGCGGAGAAACCCAUCAAGAAACGGAGCGCGGACGCCUCGAGCGAGAAGAAGAAGCAGAAGGUCGUUCAGGGUGGAUCCAAGGUAGGGAAAGACGUGAAGAACAAGUUAUUAGGGCUGAGCAAAGGAAAGAAAGUCUGAAGUCUCCAGCUCGUUCGUUUCGUAUGAUUCUUCUGGUCUUCGGUUGUUUUGUACGGUCUUUACCGGCCAUCUCACGUUGCUAUUAACAUUGAUUCUUUCCG
Molecule: messenger RNA, 1739 nt
Organism: Punctularia strigosozonata HHB-11173 SS5
Lineage: Eukaryota; Fungi; Basidiomycota; Agaricomycetes; Corticiales; Punctulariaceae
Product: ribosomal protein L1
Exons: 4
Coding region: 1-1638 (545 amino acids)
Source: RefSeq, a predicted model, not a curated record